Camelina sativa (false flax) is the source of this 697-nucleotide messenger RNA. RefSeq names its product adenylylsulfatase HINT1-like. The record is from RefSeq and is a predicted model, not a curated record. NCBI's taxonomy places the organism in Eukaryota, Viridiplantae, Streptophyta, Magnoliopsida, Brassicales, Brassicaceae. Gene Ontology annotation, molecular function: catalytic activity.
UUGUUGGAUGUACCGUCGACGAAUCUAGGGUUUUAAUGAGCCACCGUGUUUCAAUUCUAUCAUCACAUAUUUCACCUGUCUCCGCCGUCAUGGCUUCCGAGAAAGAAGCUGCUCUCGCCGCCGCCACUCCUUCCGACGAUUCUCCCACCAUAUUUGACAAGAUCAUUAGCAAAGAAAUCCCAUCCAACGUGGUUUUUGAGGAUGACAAGGUUCUAGCUUUUAGGGACAUAACGCCUCAGGGUCCUGUUCACAUCCUCCUUAUUCCUAAAGUGAGGGAUGGCCUAACUGGCCUCUCUAAGGCUGAGGAAAAGCACAUCGACAUCUUGGGCCGCCUUCUCUACACUGCCAAGCUUGUAGCAAAACAAGAAGGCCUAGCAGAGGGUUUCAGAAUUGUUAUCAAUGAUGGUCCUCAAGGCUGUCAAUCGGUGUACCACAUUCAUGUUCAUCUCAUUGGAGGACGCCAAAUGAACUGGCCUCCUGGCUAAAAGGUCUUCUUGAAGUGGAUUGUUGUCCUGAUAAUAAGAUUCAGAGGGACGCUUAGAGUUUGCUCCCGUUUUCUUCUACUGUCUCUAAUCUCUAUAAAUAAAAUAAAAUAAGCUUGGGACAUGACUUUUAUGAUUGUAAUGCAAGACCUUGUUUUAUGUUAUGAAAAGGAUGUUUUUACUAUUUUCUCUUCUGGAAUCUUGUGCUUGCUUUA